Messenger RNA from Aplysia californica (California sea hare), 611 nucleotides. RefSeq lists its product as uncharacterized. Gene Ontology annotation, molecular function: calcium ion binding. NCBI's taxonomy places the organism in Eukaryota, Metazoa, Mollusca, Gastropoda, Aplysiida, Aplysiidae. The record is from RefSeq and is a predicted model, not a curated record.
AAAUACGACACGAACCACGACGACCGCAUCAGCCACAGAGAGUACACUCAACACGUGAACGCCAGCACCCCCGCCCUGCUGCCUCUGAGCCUGGAGCUCUACAAGAUCUAUGACGUGGACAACGACCACCACUUGGACGAGCAUGACUUCAACAACCUCUUCGCUCUCAUCGAUAGCGACUCCAACGGCCGUGUCGAGAGGUCUGAGUUUGUUCGAUACUGGACCAUCCUGCUCAAGAAUCUGGAACACCUUCACUCUCACGACAACCACAACAACCACAACCACAACCACAACCACAACCACAACAACUAGGCUUGACUCGUGCAUGGCUGAAGAAAAAAGCUGGGCUACGCUAUAAGUUCAACGAAACCUUUACAGAAAAUUAGUCUAGGAGCCUGAAAGUUGAAAGAUUUAUGGACCUCAGUUAUUGUGUCAAGAAUCACCCAAACCAAUAAGAACUAGUACUGAUUUUGGAAAUAUAGGAGUAAUGUACAAACAUAAUACAUGUAUUCAUUGUAUAAUUUUGAAAAACGGAGGUACUACCCACUAAGAAGAGCUAAGUAAACAGGUAAUUCUUGGAAAUAAAGGGAAAUGUUUUAGUGGGAGAGGUC